This is a messenger RNA of Colletotrichum spaethianum, 1041 nucleotides long. RefSeq names its product taurine hydroxylase-like protein SAT17. Gene Ontology annotation, molecular function: oxidoreductase activity. The transcript has 3 exons. The record is from RefSeq and is a predicted model, not a curated record. The coding region runs from base 1 to 1041 and encodes 346 amino acids. Lineage: Eukaryota; Fungi; Ascomycota; Sordariomycetes; Glomerellales; Glomerellaceae.
AUGGCCGCCGCUGCAGUUCAAGCUCCAUCACUUCCUGGUCCUCCGGGCCAACCAGACAUCGCAUACACCCCUAACCACGAUAAUUACCUGGCACGGAUCAAACGUCGCCAAGAGAAGGAAAGUUUGGAGAAGUCAUUGCCAGAGGGUUUCCCCCAGAAGCUGGAGUCAAAGCUAGUUUGGGAUGGCAACACGCUGGCUGAGCACUACGAUUGGAACUACAUUCUUACUGAGGCCGACAAGAAAGAGAUCGAUGAAGCACUCAAUUACUUCAAAUCUUUGAAGAAGCCCCUGGGUGAGAUAAGUCAGGAGACAUUCCCUUUGCCUAAUCUUCACAAGACCCUUCGCGCGAUCUCGGAUGAGAUCCACAACGGCCACGGGUUUAAGGUCGUUCGUGGGGUGCCCGUCGACAAAUACAGCCGUGAGGAGAAUGUCAUCGUUUAUGCCGGGAUCUCUUCUCAUGUGGCGCCGAUUCGUGGUCGACAAGACAACCAGUUCCAAGGCGAACCGGCAGAUGUAGUGCUCGCCCACAUCAAAGAUCUCACCAAAGUCGUAGACGCACAUAAGAUCGGUGCGCCGGCAUACACCACAGAGAAGCAGGUCUUUCACACAGACGCGGGCGAUGUGAUUGCCCUCUUCGCUCUUGGUGAGGCCGCUGAAGGUGGCCAGAGCUAUUUGUCGAGCAGCUGGCACGUCUAUAAUGAAUUAGCAAGAACCAGGCCAGAUUUGGUUCGUACCUUGGCUGAGCCAUGGGACGCCGACGAUAGACCUCUUUUGCAUCACCAGCCAGCAGCUGAUGGCAAGUCCGAACGUCUAAUUAUCCAGUACGCUCGACGUAGCUUCACCGGCUACUGGGGCCUCCCGCGAUCAUCAGAUAUCCCCCCCAUCACGGAGGCACAAGCCGAGGCCCUUGAUGCCCUGCACUUUCUCGCCGAGAAGUAUGCCGCCUCCUUGGAUUUUCUCAAAGGUGACAUCCAGUACGCCAACAACCUGAGCAUUUUCCACGCCCGUGGGGGUUUCGUGGACUCUGAUCAGAAACAGUAA